Messenger RNA from Cyprinodon tularosa, 1015 nucleotides. RefSeq names its product zymogen granule membrane protein 16-like. Lineage: Eukaryota; Metazoa; Chordata; Actinopteri; Cyprinodontiformes; Cyprinodontidae. The record is from RefSeq and is a predicted model, not a curated record. The transcript is spliced from 4 exons. Bases 252 to 761 code for a protein of 169 amino acids.
UUUCUCUGAAGUCACAUGUAAAAUUUAACAGAGAGACAAAUCCCAUGAAGACUGAAAGCUCUGCCCACAUGAUGUCACAUGAUGUGUUUUUUCAUACACAUUUAACAACCAGUUUAAACCCUGUGUGUAAAAUUUUACAUGUCAUUUAAAGGACAUACCAAAAGCAGGUGGAGAUAUAAGAGACACAGGGAACAAAGCUACACAAUCUCUCAGCUACAAGUCCACAUAGGAUCUUAAAUAAGACAGACAGAAUGCUUUUCGUGGCAAUUUUUGCUCUUCUUGCUGCUGCUGUUGCAGCUGAUGUUGACCCUCAUUACUCGUUCUCCCCUCCGGUGGGGUCGGGAAGUGGGAGCUCCUACACGAUUACUGGAGAGGGAAGGAUCACUGCUGUGAGAGUUUGGGAAAACUAUAGUAGCUACAUUCGGGGCAUCCAGUUCCGCUAUGGAUAUAUCUGGUCUCCAGUUGUUGGUUAUGCAUACGGUUCCCGAAAUGAAAUUGAAUUGCUUGAUGGAGAAGCCAUUAUCCAGAUUUCUGGGAAGCAUUCUCACUAUUUGUAUUACCUGGUGUUUGUGACUAACCGGGGUCGCUCCCUGUUUGUUGGUCAGCCCUCUGGCAAUUCCUUCAACAUGUACCCCGAAAACCCCCAGGCUGAGCUGGUCUUCAUCAGUGGCCGGUGGAGUCAUGGCAUCACCUCCCUGGGAGCCCAUUGGGCGAUUGUUGAUCCAUCCUUGAGCCCAUCCAAUAGCACUGCAGGACAUUAAGGUGGAGGGCAGCAGACAGAUAUUGUAAUCUAGAAUAUAAUGUACUGCUGAUUUACUAUAAUGGGUUGAAUAUAAGUGUUUUGCAACUCAGUAACAAAUGGAAGAUUUAUCUUGAAAUUCUGCUUAUGCUUAUGCUUCUAAGAAAUUACAGAUGUAAUUAAACUGUUUUGUUGUACACUUGAAAUCAAUAUAUACAAAGAAAUUGAGUCAUGAUAUAAUAAGCAUGGAUUUAUAAAUAAAAAUAUUCUCAAGAA